UGGCCAGGUCGGGAACACCCCGGAAGGGGGGAGGGAUAUUUCCUUGUCCUGCGGCGGGGUGGGACGUGUCGGGGGCCAGCUCACCCCGCGGGGGACUCUCCAAAAUGCUCCGCCUGGUUCCCGUCCGGGUCUCGUGUUUACAAACCCCCAGGACAUCCCGCCUGCUCCCGAGCCCCUGAAACCACCCCCUGGCCCUGAGCGCCAGGUGUCAGUAACCGGAGGCGAAAAGUCUGAAAAGGAGCCAAGAGUUGGGCUUUUAUCUGCCAUUUCAAAGCAAAACACAGCGUGGAAACGCCAGGAGGCCCCGUUGUUUCGAGGGGAAAGCUUUUGGUUGAAGAACUGACCUGUUGAGGGGCUCCUGGGUGUUGUGCCUUUCCAGGUCCCAUGCGGAUGAGGAGCCCAGAGCUCGAUGCCCCCUCUGUCCGGUGACCGGUGCUCUGUGACGGUGACGGGAGACGUCUGCCAGAGGCCCGCAGGAUGCAGAGCGCCCAACACCGCUUUCAGGCCAUACCAGUUGCCCUCUGCCUCCUCCUGGGCAUUGGGACAGCAGCCCCAGAGUCAUUCCAUGUGCUGGGUCCCGCCAGCCCCGUCUCCGCCCCGCUGGGGGGCACUGUGCUGCUGCCCUGCCACCUCUCUCCCGCACUCAGUGCCCAGGCCAUGCAGGUGAAAUGGAGCCGUCCCCAGCUGGGCCAGGAUGUCCACGUGUACCUGCCGGACGGGAGCGAGGUACAAGGAACGGGCUACCAGGGCAGGACAGAGCUCGUCAUCCAGGGCCUGGCCAACGGGAAUGUCUCCCUGAGGAUCCGGGACAUCCAGCUGUCAGACGAAGGGCAACACUUGUGCGAGGUCCAGUCACCUACUCACUACAGCACGGCCCUGCUGGAGCUCAGCGUGACAGGCUCUGGCUCAGACCCCGUCCUGCACAUGGCUGGGCACAAGGACCUGGGGGUGUGGGUCUUGUGUCUCUCUGCGGGGUGGUACCCGGAGCCCCGCGUGAUCUGGAGGAAUGGCCGCAGGGAGACCCUGAGCCCCGAGUCUGAACAGAAACCGCGCAGUGACAACGGCCUAUUCAACGUCUCCAGCUCCUUGGUGGUGACUGAGAGCUCGGACCCAGCACUGACCUGCACUGUCAGAGCCGGCUUCUCCGGCCCAGAGAGAGAGACAACUAUUCGUAUCACAGGGCUCUUCCCCAGGCUUGCCCCGGAAAUGACAGCCUUUCUCAUCUUUCUACCAGUAUCUGUUUUCCUCGUGACUUUGGCUGUUUAUCUUUUCCGAAAGCUCCGGGUACUCAAAGAGGAGGUGUCCAAAGAGCGCGAGGAGGUGUCCAAAGAGCGCGAAUGGAGACAAUUUCUUGAUAAAGUGUCCCUGUCAGCAGCAGAUGUGACGCUGGACCAGAACACUGCCAACCCCUUCCUGGUGCUCUCAGUGGACAGCAGGAGUGUGACGUGCGGCAUCCUCUGGCAAGACGUCCCCAAGAGUGACCAGAGAUUUGACCCCCUCCCCUGCGUCCUGGCCUCCCAGUGCUUCGCAGCCAGGCAACACUACUGGGACGUGGAGGUGGGCCGGUGGGGUGACUGGGCCAUCGGGGCAGCCCUGGGCACCAUGGAGCGCAUGGGGGUGUUCCGGCUGUCCCCGGAUGUGGGGGUCUGGGCCCUGCAGUGCCAGGAGGGGGAGUGGAGUGCUCUCACCUGCCCCGAGACCCCGCUGCAGCUGGAGUCAGCACCCAGGAUAGUCCGGGUGCACCUGGACUGCGAGCGGGGGAGCCUGGCCUUCUACAACGCCGAGGGCAUGUCACACAUCUUCACCUUCACCGGCUGUUCCCGGAAACCUCUCUUCCCCUUCUUCUUGCUCUGGACCUCUGGGACUCAGCUGACCAUACUAUGUCCGGGGCAGAGAAAGGCCAUGCAGAUGCACAGGACAACAUGUACAGUAACACCCAAACUGGGGAAAAGGCAGGGCAGUCUUAUAGAACUUCUGAUCAUGCCAGGGCAGAGUUAAGGGUGUUUGGCUGGGAAUUCCCUUGCGUUCAAAGGGGCAAAAUUAAGAGUGUUAAAUUCCUUUGUCUUCCAAGGGGCAGAGUUAAGGGUUUUAACCAGGAAUUUCCUUGCAAAGGGACAGUGUUACGGAUGUUUGCCCAGGGAUUUCCUUUCUUUCAAAUAGCUGCUUGAUUAGAAUUGAAUUGUUAAUUUACAUGGCGAUGCUGAACAGAGUUAGAUCGUGUCUGCUUUUGGCAGUUGGGUGAUCCUCUGACUUUUGUAUUGUGCCUUAAAACAUCUGCCCAAAAUAGUUAUUACUGAAUGAACCUAUUUUACUGAGGGCUUAGAACUUACCUAUUUUUUAAAAGGCAUGUUUUAUUUCAAUAUUUGAACCAAUUUUGGCUACAGCCAGGGAACCAGGCACAAUCAGACUUUCCUGUGGAGAUGCAACUACUACUCAGUAUUACCAGCCAGCAAAACUCCAAAGCUUAAAUGUUUACACAGGAAACUUUAUAUGUAAACUUGUUUCAUUUUUCCCUGGAACCAACCUAAGUCUACAUAAGGGUAUUUAACUGUGAAAUUAACAUUGA
Molecule: messenger RNA, 2566 nt
Organism: Chrysemys picta bellii (western painted turtle)
Lineage: Eukaryota; Metazoa; Chordata; Testudines; Emydidae
Product: butyrophilin subfamily 3 member A1-like
Biological process (GO): T cell receptor signaling pathway; regulation of cytokine production
Cellular component (GO): external side of plasma membrane
Molecular function (GO): signaling receptor binding
Source: RefSeq, a predicted model, not a curated record